GCUGCGCUCAGCUGGUGCAGCCCGUUCACCUGCAGCUCAGAGCGGGGGAUAGACGGGGCGGCAAGCGGCAGCGCCCGGGGGCAGCGGAGCCUCCUCUACCGGCAUCGGGACGUGUGUAGGACUAGAGGGAGAGGACUGACAUUCCAGCAACGACUAGGGGCAAGCUGGACACUUGGCUGCUAGAAUCAAGAGUCCUGUUUGGGUGCAUGAUGCCCGGGGUUCUGCUGCUGCUGUUGGCUCUACCAGGGGCACUGGGGGCAUAUGCUGGGAAUGUAACAGGACAGCACAGCUGUAUACCAGGCUUCUCUGAAGAAGGCUACACAGCCCUCGUUUCACCGAACAUCAAAGAAGGACAGAAACUACUAAAAGGUAAGUGGUUAUUGAAUUUUCGAAAAUUUCUGACGUUUCCACCUGCAGGGAAAUGGCUCCAAUCCAGCCUCACAAGAUAA
Molecule: messenger RNA, 449 nt
Organism: Hyla sarda
Lineage: Eukaryota; Metazoa; Chordata; Amphibia; Anura; Hylidae
Product: cadherin-4-like
Exons: 3
Coding region: 207-449 (80 amino acids)
Source: RefSeq, a predicted model, not a curated record